CACGUUUACUUGGUUGUACGGUAAAAUGAGUAUAUCUUAUCCUGAACAUUAUGAAAAGUUUUAAUUAUUAGUGUAAAAUUUGUGGACAGUCAAAACUUACGUCAUAAAAUACAGCUUUAAAACUGUGUGAUAAUUAUUGCAAGGAUAUUUUGGAUCUGUAUGGCAUCAUAUACUAGGAAUGACAAUAUCAUCUGUCAUCCGUUCAGAUUGUCAUUGAUAUCGGCGACUUCUAAAUUACAAACGGAGAGUGUUACUGGAAGGUAGGGAGGCGACAGGGAGACAGGGUAGCAAUAUACGAUGCCAGCAAAAUUGACAAAUUGUUGGUGGUGCCUGGAUGCAAACAGGGAAAAUAGUGUUGGGCAUGUACUUGCUGUUCAGUGACAUAUUCAGUUGAAGAGGAGACUGCAAUGGAUUACCUCGUUAAGAUGUCGACUCCAGCGGAGAAGGCAAUGGCGACAGGGAUCAAUGUGGACCUGGUCAUGAUUGAUGGAUUUGUGCAGUCAGCUAUGAUAAUGGACAACUUGAAGAGGUUAAAGGAUCUCCCCAUCCGUGGCGAUGAUAUUUACCUUUGCACGUACCCAAAGUCAGGCACUCACUGGACGUGGGAGAUCCUCAACAUGAUUGUGACAGGCAAGGCCGAGUACGCCAAACAUUGGCAGAAUUCUGCCUGGCUCGAAUACAGAACCAAGGAAGAACUGGAGGAACUGGCAUCACCAAGGAUAUUCCACACUCAUCUGCGUCCAAGCCAACUACCAGAUGCAGUUUGGAACCAAAGAUGCAAGGUGGUGUACGUCAGGAGGAAUGCAAAGGAUUGCGUGGUGUCGUUCUUCAGUCAUUUCAGCAAACAGAUCUGGAAGGACAGCACUUUAGGGAAACAUAUCUACACCGGCUCCUGGGAUGACUUUAUAGAUCUUUUUCUCAAUGGAUGGUUACCCGGUGGACCGUAUUUCGAACACACAUUUGAGUGGACCAACCUUUCUGAAGCUCACAAAGACAGUGAAAUUUGCAGACUGCAGUAUGAAGACAUGAAAAAGGAUUGCGUUAACGAAGUAAGAAGAAUGGCAGAAUACCUGGGACGCCCUCUCUCGGAUCACACAUACCAGGCAAUAUCCGAUGCUUGCUCUUUCAAAAAUCUCAAGCACGCUAACGAGAAAAUUAAAGAUCAAACCUACCACGUUCACUGGCAAGAUGGUUCCAGUGGGUACUUCAGAAAAGGUACAACUGGUGACUGGAAGAACUGGUUCACUGUGGCCCAGAGCGAGCGUUUUGAUAAAGUAUAUGAAGAAAGGUUAAAGGAAACAUUUCCAUAUUGACAUCUGUAUAAGACAUGAGACAUGCUUGUCAAUGUAAAGUGAUUUUAGGGACUAUGACGGUUGCAUGAAUAAUUUUCAAAAAAUCACAUUUAAUUAUUGAUUUCAGGCUUUUUCAUGAUACAUGUUAUUUUCAUAUGCAGAUAAAAUAUAAGAUCAUUCAGGAUUGUGUAGUUUCAUGUACAUUUAGAUUGUUGUUCAUGUGUUAACUGACAAUUUUGUGGAAAUCACCAUCUGAUCAGCAGAAUAAAUUUAAUCUCACAUUCAGCUUUAGAACAAGAGUCAUUAUGCCACAGAGAAUUUUGGCUCAUGGGUCACUCAUUAGAAGCAAAGUUCUUUACUUCCGAUAACCCACCGAAGAGUAACGUAUCAAACUUCGAUGAAUCCGAUUUCUGUUUGUCCACUAUCAGAUCAGUGUCCGACGUGUCGGGCUUGAUCCGAUCGGGCGAAAUCGUCCGAUGAAGGAACUAGGCUCAGAGCUUAGUUCGCCAUUGGACGCCAUUUCCGGUCGCAAAUCGAGUCAGUGUCGGAUGAAUGUCGAGCCAGUCCGAUGUGUGUCAGACUCGUAUUGUGCAACUAUCGGACGUGUCUAGCCGACGACUGACGGCAAUCAGAUGAGUGUCCGAUAAUUAACAGUCAUCUGACGCUCAUCUGAUUGCAAUCUGCGGUCAGCCGCCCAUCACCAAUUCGAUUCUCAUCGGAGGAAAACAUGAUAUUUAGCACCGUCCGAUUGCUAUCCAUUGUGACAUCGGAGGGUAAUCGCUCAUUAACUCAACUGCCACCCGACUGAUAUCGCAUAGCAAGCGGAGACAUCUGACGGCCAACUGACUAUGAAAGGAGGUUAGCCGACACUCACUGAUUUUUAUCGGACACUACAGCACCAAGAUCCUGAAGAUGGCCAGAAGACUCCUCUGUGCCUCCUCCUGUAGAUGCAGAGAAUAAGCCUAUGCAGGCCCCAAUCACUGCUCAACCACACUCUUGUUGCAUCUUGUUGCAUUGUUUGUUGCUGGAGCAUUAAAACACAGCCUAGGGCUGCAGCGGUGCGAAAAAGUUGCUCAAUGUCUAGUUCUGUCAGGAGGUGGAGCCCGCUUUUAUAAUCGACUGCAGAUUUUGGCGACAAAUCCGACCAGUAUUGGGUCAGUGUCCGAUUACCCUACGAAUAGUAACCGAUGUGUCGGGUUGGUGUCGGGAGAGUGAUGGAAGUGUCAGAUUAGUGUCAGGUCAGCCUCGAAUAACAAUCCGACCGCAAUCGGAUCAAUCGGACGCCGCUGAUGAAACUUGCGCACAGACAUCGGCCGCUACCAGUCUUUCAUUCGAUUACCCCGAUCAAUGUUGGAUCUCUAUCGGAUUUUAAGGUAAACGGGGACUCAAAAAAGAGAAUGUCGGGUGAAUUGAAAUGUUCACUGGAAUGCUGAAAUGUUUGCAAAAAUGGGAUCAGAUGGGCUUCAGAUCAGGUUCAGUUGGUCAGUGGAAUGGUGGUAUAAAAUUGAGCUUUCUUGGACCUUAAUCCAGCUGACAGCCUGACGUUGGUCCAACGGUUGUUUUAUACCUCCCGGGCAGCCUGAAAUGUUUGUACCAAUCCAAAUUAUGAUAUCACUUCGCAAGCAAUACAUUCUGCAAGCUGAAUUCACUUUUAACUCUAUCCAUGAAACAGCAGGCCAAUCAAAUGCGGCAUUUCUUGGUAGGUUACCUCUGAAUCCAAUCCAGUUGGAAGAUAUUUGUAUUCCCAAGAAUUUGAUAAUUACUAAUUAUCAGACAAUAGGCAUUGCAUUAAGACCCACAUAAUCAUGUGGAACAUCUGAAUUUCUCUUGAUUCAUAUAAAUAUAUGAAUAUGACAACAUCAUAAAGCCAACAGAGGUGAUAAGAAGAGCCAAUCAAAGGGUGAUCUUCAACUGUAUACAUUGUCUCUUCUUAUUCCCAGGCCAUAGAAGAAAAUCAAACAUACAAAAUAAAUAUAAUGACAUGACAGGACAUUAUUAUCAAUGGAAGGAAAAUUACAUUCCUUCCCCUUUUAGAAAAAAAUGGAUGUCCUAGCAAAAAACAUUGCUGCCACACACACAUGCAAACGCACACACACCUAUUAAAUGGUCAAACAGUUAAAAAUGGGAAGGCGAGUUUCUUAAGUAAA
This is a messenger RNA of Haliotis rufescens (red abalone), 3439 nucleotides long. RefSeq names its product sulfotransferase 1C2-like. The record is from RefSeq and is a predicted model, not a curated record. Gene Ontology annotation, cellular component: cytoplasm. Gene Ontology annotation, biological process: sulfation. Lineage: Eukaryota; Metazoa; Mollusca; Gastropoda; Lepetellida; Haliotidae. Bases 408 to 1313 code for a protein of 301 amino acids. The transcript is spliced from 7 exons. Gene Ontology annotation, molecular function: sulfotransferase activity.